Messenger RNA from Drosophila bipectinata, 1776 nucleotides. RefSeq lists its product as uncharacterized. Lineage: Eukaryota; Metazoa; Arthropoda; Insecta; Diptera; Drosophilidae. The record is from RefSeq and is a predicted model, not a curated record.
AUGCGCAGAACUAUUACACUUCUGCUGCUACUUUCCACGGGAGUCCAGCUCCAGCAUAUCGGAGACUACAACAUGACAUUGUUGAGGGCGGUGCUACGGGUCAUUGGCAGUCGGGAGCAAUGGAAGAAUACACCGAUAUUUUAUGGACACCACACCGCAGACGACGAUAUUAACGGGCUGAUGAUUUGGCUUCAACGUGAUAUGCAAGUUACCUGCCACACUGUGGAUACAUCGACUCCAGCCCAUAAACAGAUUCCGCUCGGAAACUUCAAGAUAAUAGCCGACAAUUCAAUCGGUUUGCUCUUCUGCGAGAGUAGCCAGGAACCCAUAUGGCUUAAUCUGGACAGGAGUUUGCGGAAAUUGCGACCUAUACGAUUGAUUGUCGUGCUGUCCAAUACCCGGAGCGGUUCCUACAAUGCCAUGAUGCAAGUUUUUAAACGGUUGUGGCACUUUCAGUUUUUGAAUGUUCUGGUUUUGCACAAAGAUCAGAUAUACUCGUACACCCCCUAUCCGGUGGUGCAUUUCUACAAGCUGGACAUAAACUCAACAUCGCUCUUUCCUCCUGCCACAAAUGAUUUCCAAGGCUAUGAAGUCUCCACUCCAGUGGAAAACGAUAUUCCCAGGGUAUUUUUCAUAAGAGAUCAGAAAACUGGAUGCUGGAAACCCCGAGGAUAUGGAUAUCGUGUCUUUGCAGAGUAUCUCAAGCGGCACAAUGCCACUCUCCGUGUGACUAAUCCCCACCAGGACCAUACACCAAACCAUAGUGUGAAUAUGGGAAAGAUUAUCGAGAUGAUACAUGAUGGCCAAUUGGAAAUCUCCCUGCAUCCGUAUGUGGAUGUGCCGGAAAAUAUAGGAGAUCAUAGCUACCCACUGAUAGUGGCCAGGAAUUGCCUGAUUGUUCCGGUGAGGAACGAGAUUCCCCGCCAUGCCUAUCUAUACCUGCCUUUGAACAGGUGGAGUUGGCUACUCCUUCUCGGCGCAGUGAUUUAUAUAAGUGGCAUAAUAUACUGGAUUCAGCCUGGCCAAGAGCACAGGACCUUUAACCCUCUGGAUGGCAUAAGCCGAGUAUUGUUUAUCAGCUCUCCAUCGAGGAUUUACCGACCGUCCCUGAGGUACUUUGUAGUCUCGUUUCAGCUCACCAUCCUGGGAUUCAUAGUGACCAACAUGUACAGCAUUCAGUUGAGCAGCUUCUUCACCACCCUGGUGGUGGGUGAGCAAGUGGACAGCAUGGAGCAGUUAGUGGAACAAAAGCAAAAGGUCUUGGUGAAACAUUACGAAAUCAGCACCUUUCUGCGGCACGUGGAACCCCGUUUGGUGGACAAGGUUUCCCGGCUUCUGGUGGGUGCCAACUCCAGUGAACAGGUCUCCGCCCUGCUCAGUUUCAAUCGCAGCUUUGCUUAUCCUUUCACCGUGGAACGAUGGGAGUUCUUUUCGAUGCAACAGCAAUAUGCCUUCAAGCCGAUCUUUCGGUUUUCAUCGGCCUGCCUAGGAGCUCCCAUCAUCGGUUAUCCGAUGAGGAGUGACUGCCACUUGCAGAGGUCUCUCAACCUGUUCAUAAUGAGGAUACAGGACUCUGGAAUACUGAAGCAUUGGCUUGUGUCCGACUUUAACGAUGCCCUGAGCUUUGACUACGUUCGUCUGCUGGAUAACGUCUUGGGAUUCCAUGCCCUGGAUCUGGAUGCCUUGCGACUGGGUUGGGCAGUCCUGGGGUAUGGUUGGAUGUUAUCCGUCAUGGUUUUUCUUUGUGAGCGUUGGAGAUUUUAUCAUCGUCAUUAA